This is a messenger RNA of Perkinsus marinus ATCC 50983, 337 nucleotides long. RefSeq lists its product as hypothetical. Bases 53 to 274 code for a protein of 73 amino acids. The record is from RefSeq and is a predicted model, not a curated record. NCBI's taxonomy places the organism in Eukaryota, Perkinsozoa, Perkinsida, Perkinsidae. The transcript has 2 exons.
UUGCAUCUAGUUGCUACCGCAGCUCGAGAAGCUGUGUUAACGCUGGUUGAAGAUGAUGGCUGCUAACAGGCCUAAGGUCACUCGUAAUGUUACUGUGUGUACCAUGAUGCCGCUACGGCGGUGCAUAGAGAAUCAUAUGGGGGAUAUUAGUCAGUGUGUGAAGGAGGUUCGAGACUUCGAACGAACAUGCAAUAAGCGGAAGCACUAUGUACAUGAUCGUGAUGGCCUCGAUGACUGCAGGAGUGGUCUCUACGGCUCUAAGCAGACAGUUUGAGUGCCUCUUUGUUGGGCUCAUGUAGCAGUUACUAAAGCGAGAGAAGAGUUUUUCGUGAUGAUC